Molecule: messenger RNA, 1122 nt
Organism: Chrysochloris asiatica (Cape golden mole)
Lineage: Eukaryota; Metazoa; Chordata; Mammalia; Afrosoricida; Chrysochloridae
Product: olfactory receptor 7G2-like
Exons: 3
Coding region: 1-1122 (373 amino acids)
Biological process (GO): G protein-coupled receptor signaling pathway
Cellular component (GO): membrane
Molecular function (GO): G protein-coupled receptor activity; olfactory receptor activity
Source: RefSeq, a predicted model, not a curated record
AUGUACAAGGUAGAGCACAUGACGCUCUUUCUUGAGAUGACAAUUUUGACCUGGAGUCUGGAGCUUCACACAGAUCUUCAGUGUCUACUGAGGACAGAUCUUCAGUCUUCUACAUGCAGAACAGAUGUCAGCCAUCAUUGUUCAGGGAUGCCAGAAAGCUUCAUCAAUACUGAGCUCAGAAACAAAACAGAUACAUUACAAUUGAUUCUCCUGGGACUGACAGAGGAUCCAGAACUGAAGCCUCUCAUCUUUCAUCUAUUCCUGAUCAUGUAUCUGGUCACUGUGCUUGGAAAUCUUCUCAUUGUAUUGGCUGUCAGCUCUGAUUCACACCUGCACACACCCAUGUACUUCUUUCUCUCCAAUCUUUCCUUUACUGACAUUUGUUUGAGCACAACUACCAUCCCAAAGAUGCUGGUGAACAUUCAGAAACGGAAUCAGAGCAUCACUUACACAGGAUGUCUUUACCAGAUUUUUUUUGUCCUAGUUUUUGGUGGCUUUGAAAAUUUUCUUCUUGCAGUAAUGUCUUAUGACCGUUAUGUGGCCAUUUGUCACCCAUUGAGGUACACAGCCAUCAUGAAUCCCUGCUUCUGUGGCCUGUUGAUUCUACUUUCUUUGUUUUUUAGUGUGGUGGAUUCCCUAAUCCACAGUCUGAUGGUUUUGCAUCUAUCCUUCUGUACAGACCUGAAAAUCCCUCAGUUCUUCUGUGAACUUGCUCAGGUCCUCAAGCUCACCUGUUCCAGUACCCUCAUCAACAACAUCCUGUUAUAUUUUUUGUCAUGCAUUUUGGGAGGUGUUCCUCUUUCUGGCAUCAUAUUCUCUUACACUCAGCUUGUCUCAGCUGUUUUGAGAAUACCGUCUGCUGGUGGAAAGUAUAAAGCUUUUUCUACCUGUGGGUCUCACCUUUUUGUCAUUUUAUUAUUCUAUGGAACAUCUAUGGGUGUGUACAUCAGUUCUAUAUUUACACACUCUUCCACAAAAACAGCAGUAGCCUCAGUGAUGUACAUUGUGGUCCCUCAAAUGAUGAACCCUUUUAUCUAUAGCCUAAAGAACAAAGACAUCAAGAUGAGCUUGAGAAAACUCAUUGGUAAGAUGCCUUCUUUUCCAUUACUGUAUCAUCUGUGA